Eruca vesicaria subsp. sativa (arugula) is the source of this 1473-nucleotide messenger RNA. The record is from the annotation of a GenBank genome assembly. NCBI's taxonomy places the organism in Eukaryota, Viridiplantae, Streptophyta, Magnoliopsida, Brassicales, Brassicaceae.
CAGAGAGAUCUCAAAGUAAGUCUGAUCCUUAACAAUGGCGUCUCUAAAAGUCCCAAGCAAUGUUCCUCUUCCCGAAGAAGACGCUGAACAACUCCACAAGGCUUUCUCAGGAUGGGGAACAAACGAGAAGCUGAUCAUAUCAAUUCUAGCUCACAGAAACUCAGCACAACGCAGCAUGAUCCGCAGCGUUUACGCCGCUACUUACAAUGAGGAUCUUCUCAAGGCUUUAGACAAAGAGCUCUCUAGUGACUUUGAGAGAGCUGUGAUGUUGUGGACGCUAGAUCCAGCAGAGAGAGAUGCUUACUUGGCUAAAGAAUCCACCAAAAUGUUCACCAAGAACAAUUGGGUUCUUGUCGAAAUCGCUUGCACAAGAUCUGCUGUUGAGCUUUUUAAGGUCAAGCAAGCUUACCAAGCUCGUUACAAGAAAUCACUUGAGGAAGAUGUUGCUCAACACACUUCUGGUGACCUCCGCAAGCUCUUGCUUCCUCUUGUUAGCACUUUCAGGUACGAAGGGGACGAUGUGAACAUGAUGCUUGCAAGAUCUGAAGCUAAGAUUCUUCACGAGAAGGUCUCAGAGAAAGCUUUCAACGAUGAUGACUUCAUCAGAAUCUUGACUACAAGAAGCAAAGCACAGCUCAGUGCUACUCUCAACCACUACAACAAUGAACAUGGAAACUCCAUCAACAAGAAUCUGAAGGAAGGUUCAGAUGACGAUUACAUGAAACUACUAAGAGCUUCAAUCACGUGUUUGACAUACCCUGAGAAGCAUUUCGAGAAGGUUCUGCGUCUAGCAAUCAACAAAAUGGGAACAGACGAGUGGGGACUAACCAGAGUGGUGACCACAAGAACUGAAGUUGACAUGGAACGCAUCAAAGAGGAGUAUCAGCGUAGGAACAGCAUUCCUUUGGACCGUGCUGUCGCCAAAGACACUUCUGGUGAUUAUGAGGACAUGCUUGUUGCUCUUCUCGGACAUGGAGAUAUCUGAAAAUGAUUUCAUUUCCCCUUUUAUUUCUCCUGGUUUGUUUUUGAAUAAAAGAGUUGUGAAACUGGUUGUGCAAACUAUUUAUGUUAUGUUGAGUUUGUUAAUUUAAAUCAAAAUUUGUUUCUUUAAAUACAAUCUAGAGCACAAGCUAAAGCAAAAGCGCCGUAAUCCAAGCAGCUGCAGCUUCCACAAUCUCUACUAUUAUAACAUGCACAAAGCUUCUCUUUCUUGUUGAUCAACAUCUUCUUUAUCUCUAGGGCUUGGACUUUUAAACCUAUCUUUAACAAGACAGGGCUCUCAUCUCCAAACACCGGUGUUUUCGAUUCACUCAUCACUACAAAUCUCUCCAUCUCCAUGCCCUUUGACUCAAAAACCGAUUCCCAUGACACCUCUCCACUCCCUACAACCUCUGAUCUCGAUGACUUCCUCAAGAAAGAUGAUGUUUUCCUCCUCCUUAACUCGAAAACGACUCUUUGUUGCUUCAGUUCCUC